AUGCUCAACGGAUCGAGCUCGCAAGUGUUCGUCAUGCCCGCCGCCGGCCAUGUCCACUACCUCGUCGCGGGAGGCUCCGGAGGAGGCGACGACCCCAGGUACCCCUGGACCUUCAAGUCCCUGCACGAGGUGGACGCCGUCGUCCCUGCCAUCGCCCGUGGCAGCAAGAGGCCGGCCGCCGUCCCCGGUGGAGCACAGGUAGAGCCCUACGGGUGCCCUAUCUGCUUCCGCAUGUUCGCCACUGCCAAGGCCGUCCAUGGCCACAUGCGCAGCCACACGGACCGCAGCUGGCGCGGCAUGGAGCCGCCCCGGCCGCCGCCCCUGGCCGAGAUCCGUUACCCGUACGUGUGCGACCGCUGCAAGAUGCCGUUCCAGACGCGGCAGGCGCUCGGCGGCCACCGUGCUAGCCACAAUGGUAAGAAAGGCUGCUCCUGGCUCGAAAGGGAGGAACUCGCCGUCGCCGAAGAAGCUCGGAAGCCCAUCGUGUUCGACGUUGAUCUGAACCUUCCGGCUCCCGAGGCAGAUCAGAAACAGGAGGAGGAGGAGGAGUAG
This is a messenger RNA of Triticum turgidum subsp. durum (durum wheat), 552 nucleotides long. NCBI's taxonomy places the organism in Eukaryota, Viridiplantae, Streptophyta, Magnoliopsida, Poales, Poaceae. The record is from the annotation of a GenBank genome assembly.